UGAUAUUCAUACUAAGGUUAAUGAUCGUAAAACAUAUGGGAUGAUCAAUGGAUUGUCAAAAAAAGCAAUACAAACUGGAAUAGAUGCUGGUUCUGGUGCAAUUAAGGAGCUCGAAGAAUUUAUGAAUGAGUUUAUCACCAGAUAUGCGUCAAAAAAAAAAGAAAACCUAAUUUGUAGAAAGAAUAUAAGGGAACAGGAUGAGGAUGAGGAUGAAGUUAGCUCAAGUUGUAGUUCUAAUGGUAAGGAUUUUAUUGCGAUUGAAAAUCUGAUAGUCUAUUCAAAAAAGGGUACUCCAAGAAAAAAGCGAAUCAAAAAAUCAUAUGAAAUUGAAAGCAAAAGCAAAUUUAGCACUAAGCAAAAUUCAAAAUUUCGAAAGACAAAAAAACCGACUCAAUGUUAG
Messenger RNA from Racocetra persica, 400 nucleotides. NCBI's taxonomy places the organism in Eukaryota, Fungi, Glomeromycota, Glomeromycetes, Diversisporales, Gigasporaceae. The record is from the annotation of a GenBank genome assembly.